CAAAAUCUGUCGAAACAACGGGAAUUGGUCAAAACAGAAAACAGUUUUCUCCAUAUUAGGCACUCGAAAGGAUGGAUGCAGUUCCCGGACGAAAGGCACAAAUGGCAUCUGGAUCGGCGCCUGACCUCACCUACUGCCAGCCAUGCGCGGAGGACGGCAAGAAAAUCCUCCCUGAGGCCUUCUGUCCCGUCUGUAAGGAGUUCUUGUGUUCUAACUGUGCCCGAGUACACCGAAACCAGAAAAUAACCAAAAGUCACGCCCUCCAGGACAAGGACAGUAUGCCUUCCUCAUUCCGCGAAGAGAGUGAAGAUGAAAAGUUUACAGAAACAUGUCAGCGUCAUGCUCAAGAGUUCAUAAAAUAUUACUGUCUUAAUCAUGAGACACUUCUGUGUGGAGACUGCUUGGUUGAAAAAGCUCAUCGCUCAUGCAAUAUUGAAAGGAUUUCUCAAGUUGCAAAACGGUACAAGGAGGGUGCAGAAUACAACAGCCUGAAAACAGGACUUGUCCAGACGGCCACUGACAUUGGCAAACUAUCACACAACAUACAGGUGAUCAUGAAAUCAGUUGACGAAGAAAGCCUUACCAAUAUCAAUGAGCUUCGCAAAUUUAGGACUGAAAUUAACCAGUACCUGGAUAAAAGGGAAAAUGAACUCUUGCCAGACAUUGAUCAGAAGAAACGAACAUCUAAGACACUGCUAGAUGAACUGAAAUCAAAAUGCACAAACAUGAAAUCAUCCAUUGAGAAACUAAAGUCGGAGUUACAAGCACAGGACGACAAUAGCAACCAGCUAUUAAUAGUAGGAAAACGAGCUAUAAAAGAGCUGGCAGGUCUCCAGGCAGCCCUGGAAGAUGUGAGCCGGAGGAAUGAAGUUCCCCGAUACAAGUUUCACAGGGACCCCGAAACUUAGAAGAUAAUAGCUUCCGAAAAAACAAUAGGACGGUUGGAAGAGGACGAAUCAACGUCGGCGUUAGGACAGCAACACCGACAACAACAAACGAAGCAGGAACAACGGCAACAGGAGACGAUGCAACAACACCAAAAACAGAUGAAAGCUGUAUCACAAAAAGGCGAAUCAACUGCUGCUGCAGGGCAGCAAGAACAACAACAACAGAAGGAGCAACAACCACGGCAACUCGAGACUAUGCAGCAACAACAAAAACACAUGCAAGAGUUAUCACCAAAAGCUUUAAACCAGUGCCGAGCAGACCUAAGCCAAUCCCAGUUUAGCAAGCUGCCUUACAUUCCAGUGAAGACGGCAGCCGACACCAGUGAAUGCUUCCUGGCCAGUAUGGCCCUCCUGUCCAGAGACAGGCUCCUACUGGCUGACUGCCGCAAUUGCUCAGUAAAGCUCAUGGACACCACUACUAACAAUAUGAUGUCUCAGGUGAAACUGCCAGGUGAGCCAUGGGGCAUGUGUCUCCUGCCCGGGGACAGAGCAGCCGUCACUCUACCUUGGGUGAAGAAGAUACAAUUCGUAUCUACUCAGGGAAAUAUCACACUUCAGGAAGUUGUUAAUGUAGAUGGACAAUGUCAUGGAAUAGAUUUCUUCUGUGAUGACAACCUGAUAGUGUCCUCUACCAACCCAGCCAAGGUUGUGUUGAUUCACAUAAAGGGAAAGGUGAAGAAGAGUGUGGACAAAGACAGCAGUGGAAAACCUUUGUUUCAGAAACCCGAGUAUCUGACAGUGACUAGAGAGAGUCAGACUCCACCGGUCAUAUAUGUCUCGGACAUGGACACCAACACCAUUAUCAAGCUGAACAUCUCACUAGAGGUCCUCCAGUCGUACCAAGACCCGAUACUGAAAUACCCACGUUGUCUGGCAGCCGUGGGGGACAACCAGCUGCUCGUGUGUGGGAGUGACAGUGACAACAUCCUGUUACUGGACACGCUCACUGGCAAGAUAACCCAACUGCUGGGAGAGGAAGAGGAGAUAGAGAUGCCACAAAGCGUGACUUACUGUUCACUGAAGAAGAUGUUGUUUGUCACCUGCUGGCACUAUGGCAGAUGUUAUUCGGAUAAUAUCGUAAAAGUAUUCUACUCAGUAUAGAUCAAGUCUGCCAAUUAAUAUGAGUGAAAUCUGUAUCAGGUGUGAAGUAAUUGUAAUGUUUAAGAAUAAUUUUAAUAUAAAGUAUCAUACUGACAAUACGCUUAUACAAUGCUUUAUUUCACAUAUCGAGCGAUUCAAUUACUGUGGGAGUGUUUGACGGAAACUUGACUUUUAAAUUAUUUUGAAUUCUAACAGUUAUCAUUAGUGACAAGUAGUGUAGUAAUGUGUUAUAAGAGAAUAAUAUACGAGUUUGAGAAUGUGUAUUAUUAAUUGAAAUGUUUGUAGCUGAUUGUGUAUGAAAUAUACCAAAAAGUUGG
Messenger RNA from Mya arenaria, 2365 nucleotides. RefSeq lists its product as uncharacterized. The record is from RefSeq and is a predicted model, not a curated record. NCBI's taxonomy places the organism in Eukaryota, Metazoa, Mollusca, Bivalvia, Myida, Myidae. The coding region runs from base 1026 to 2048 and encodes 340 amino acids. The transcript has 4 exons.